AUGUCAACCUGGGUCUAUCCUCCCAUACCUCCAGAUGAACUGCGCAAGGCGGAAGAAGACUCUUUGAAGCUCGAGCUCCAGUGGCUGCUGAAGUCUCUCCAACAUUCACUGGGCGCCCUCAAAGAGGGUCUGGAGGAAUGUGCUGCUUUAUUGGCCACAAAGGAGCCUGGUUCGACUCUGGUACUCUCGUCACUACGAUCCGAGAGUGUCAAAGGGUUCGUCACUAGAAUUGGUACGAAGCUUGUCAAAGGAGACAUCCAUCUCCGGCUGACUACACUGCCACCAAAUACUCCUAGAGGAACUACGACGUCCACCCCUUCCACGAGAUUAAUAUUCCACUCUUCAUCCUCAUCUUCAUCUUCCGAUAUCCUCCUUCCUCAAUUACAAGCCGUCCGAUCACGUAUCAACGACUCUCUCGACAUUAUCGAUAUUUCUAGAUGGACUGGUCAGUCAACAGACUCAUCCUUCAUCUCCGGCCAAUUGCGGCUCCUGCAUGACAAUCUUCGUGAAGCCAAGGCAUGUUUGAAAGGACCCGUGACCGGCGCCGAGAACGCUUCAAUACCAGGAGCAGAAUGGUGGUCCAACAGCGCCGACGAGAACAUAUUCCAACCCCCACUGAGUGAAUAUCUCAGCUUACAUUUCACCAUCCAAGAGGCCAACCUAGUUCUCACCGUGAGGACAUUGGCUCCUACAUCUCCUGGUGGCACUCCAAGCACCCCAGGAGAAGGCUCAUUCUCUUUGUCUGGAUUUAAUCUGAGGUCGAAGCUGUUAGGUCUCGGACCAAGACCACCCACUCAUGAUGAGAUGGGAGAAAUCUUUGAAUGGCGUGGCCGAAAAGAUGUCAUUGUCCGCGAGAAAGUACGAGUUGAGACUGGUGAUCCCAGCUUGAUGAGUGUAGCAGCCAAGCUGAGCGCUCUGGAACAUGAGGUUGCUCGAUGGCGCAUGAACCUCACCAUCAUUUUGACGGGAAGUGUUGAAGAAGAUUGA
Messenger RNA from Exophiala xenobiotica, 987 nucleotides. RefSeq lists its product as uncharacterized. Lineage: Eukaryota; Fungi; Ascomycota; Eurotiomycetes; Chaetothyriales; Herpotrichiellaceae. The transcript is spliced from 3 exons. Bases 1 to 987 code for a protein of 328 amino acids. The record is from RefSeq and is a predicted model, not a curated record. Gene Ontology annotation, cellular component: RAVE complex.